AUGACGAGGAAGAUUGUGGGAGUCGUAUGUUUAAUAUUGGCUCUACUGAAUGCCUGGACUCAUGGGAAGUCGUUUAGCAUUGGGAUGUCGAAGAAAGUUAGUAAGUUUUAAAUAUCAAAACUAAAGUUUAUACAUGGCCACAGGUCAAAUUGCCAAACGACUAUUAUAAAUCCCAUUUUCAGCCAACAAAACUAGCGUUUUAUACGAUGUUUAUGGGCAACAACUCAACAACAAGAAUGACUUGGAAUACUUUGGGAAAAUCACUAUCGGUGGUCAGGAAUUUAAAGUCGUAUUUGACACUGGCUCGGACAUUCUUUGGGUACCGAAAGACGGGUGCUUUUCGAAUGGUCCAUAUUGCACCAGAUGCCCAUAUACUGGCACAUACAACCCGCAGAAUUCUCCCGAUUCCGAGAAUACAGGAGAGUCAUUUAGGAUCGAAUAUGCGACUGGCUCAGCGACUGGAGUUUACUAUAAGGAUGUUUUUACUGUAGGUUUUUCGGGGCUACGAAUUUUCGGGUCGAUGAUAUUUUGGGCCGCAUCGAUACGUCGGUCUAUGUAUAUGUAUAGGGAAGGCUAGAAGAGGGCUUAGUUAAUACAUAUUAUAGAAAUUUUAGGAUUGAUCAGGCCAUGGGAGAGAAUUUCUUUUUUUCACCUACUUUGAAGUACAUAUUUUACGUAUAUUAAAACAAUAAUAUCCAUUGAAACUUACGGGUCUUUGUUUUCUGAAGCAAAUUUUGAUUUUUUCUAUGUUGCAAAAGCUCGAGGUCAAGAAAACUAAACCUAUGUAGCAAUAGCUAAAAUUACAAAAAGUGGUCAAGUCUCCGCAGAGAGUCUCACGGCUUUUCCAGGCCUUGUAAUCAUCUCCUACAACCUUCUUUUUGGUCCCCCCCCUGUGUUAUACGCCUCGUGUCGGCCGAUUUUGUGUUGAACCGAAAUGCUUUUUUAUCUUUGGGCGAUGUUUUGUCAUCAUUUUUGCACAAAGCCAAAAAAAUUAAAUGCGUCACAUUCGAGUUUUAAUGCCAACUGCUCCCUUACAGUUCGGUGGAAAGGACCAAGAAAAGCUCAAAUUCAAAGAAAAGGUCAAAUUUGGCGCCGGCGAAGAGAUGCAUUUCACCGACGACGGGAUUCUUGGUCUAGCCUUCCCGAGGGAUCGAGGAGCCACCAAUAUUUUCGAGCAAGCCAUAAAAGAGGGCAUCAUGGACGAGCCAAUCUUCACCGUCUACAUGAAGAAGUGCAAUGGCGAUUGCGAAGACGGAGGGCUAAUCACUUUCGGCGACCAUGACAAAAACCAUUGCUGCAAUGUGAAAGUGUGGGCCGACAUUGUGCCGAAUCAAAUCCAUUGGAAGUUCAAAAUGGAUAGAAUUAGAAGUAAGGGCAAUUUUUUUAUGGGCAUGUGAUACUUUUUGAUACCAAAAUUGGGCUUUUUUGACCAAACGGGAUGGGGUCAAAAGUAAAGGGUUAAUUUUUAUGGGUCUGUGAUACUUUUUGAUACCAAAUUUAGGCUUUUUUCAAUUGAUGGUGUCUAUGGCAGUUGCUGCAGUAUUUUCAGUCACAGACAAAAUUUUCAACGACUUGUUUGCAAAGGCGCACGUGCUUUGAGGAGAGUUGCCAAGAUGAAAAGCUUUUUUCGCCUAUAACUUCCCUGCUUCUUGAUGGAAAAGUUCGAUUUUUCGGAAAAAAAAUAUUCACCAUACAAGUAAUUGAGCCUGAAAUUUCUAAAUCGUAAACCGCAGGCUAAUGUCAGCUUAGAGAUCUUACCAAAAAGCGCCUUUCUCUUCGACUACCCUUACAUGCUUUCGUUGGCAAAGACUGUUGAAUAUCUCGGCUGCCUCUGCGAAGCACGAGUUAAAACUUUCGGAAAUUGAUAAACACCCUUGGCACGACUUACGUUCAAAAUUUUGAAAAAAAUCUGUUUGUUGCCGUCUAAAAACUCCCACUUUUUUUACUAUAUACAAUCCUUCUUCCAGUUGACGAUAAAGAACUCACCCCAGCCUACGGCGUAACCGACACUGGAACCUCAUCAAUUUUCGCUCCGCGGGAUGACUUUGUAAAGAUUUUGAAGAAGGUCAAAGUCACGAAAAGCGGAACAGGCUAUCUGGUCAAGUGCAACGCCAAGUUCACGCUUCAUAUCACCGUGAACGGGAAGGUUCUGCACAUCCCGGCGAAUCAGAUGCUGCGAAAUGUGGGUGACAAAAACAUGUGCCAAUUUAUGUUGGCCAGCGCGGAUUUCGAUUUUUGGUUGCUGGGUGAUCCGUUCAUCCGGCAGUACUGUCAAGUUCAUGACUUCGAGAAGAGAAGAGUCGGCUUUGCACCAGUCAGAGAGCUGGCUGGACUGGAAUAA
This is a messenger RNA of Bursaphelenchus xylophilus (pine wood nematode), 2341 nucleotides long. The record is from the annotation of a GenBank genome assembly. NCBI's taxonomy places the organism in Eukaryota, Metazoa, Nematoda, Chromadorea, Rhabditida, Aphelenchoididae.